AUGCAUGAAAACUCAUCUUCAUGGAACAUACUAGCACUGGAAUCACUGGGUUUAUCAACUACACACAUGUAUCCAGCAUUUAUAUUCGGAACGCUUGCUUAUUUAUUUAUUGUCUUUUGCAAUAUGUUGGUAUUAACAACUAUUGCUCUGAGUAAAAAGCUGCACAAGCCCAUGUUCAUCCUGCUGUUCAGCUUGCCCAUUAGCGACAUGAUCGGUGCCACGGCUUUUUUCCCUCAUGUUCUUCUCAGCAUUGCGACGCAGAACAGACUGAUUUCCUAUCCCGCAUGUGUUACUCAAGCUUUUCUCGUUCAUUUCUACGGCACAGGGAACUUGCUGAUCUUGAGUGCUAUGGCAUACGACAGAUACAUCGCUAUAUGUUGUCCACUGAGGUACAACACCAUCAUGAAUCCGCACACUUUAACCAGAAUCAUUGUUUUAAUAUGGGUUGUGACUUUCUCCAUCAUCUUUACCCUCAUAAUACUGAAUGCACGUUUUAGAGUCUGCAGAACAAAUAUAGUGGAUUUAUUCUGCAACAAUCCGUCGUUAAUGAAACUAGCCUGCGAGGACACCAGUGUGAACAACUACUACGGAAUAGCUGCUACGAUUGUGGUCCAGGGAGGCCCUCUGUUGUUACUGAUGUAUACAUAUGCACAAAUCUUGCGUACGUGUGUCAUGAAUAAUCAGCCCGAUGCCAGACGGAAAGCCAUGCAGACGUGUGGUACGCAUUUAGUUGUUUUCUUGAUUUUAGAAAUCACUACUGCCUUCACACUCAUUUCUCAUCGCUUCGAGAGCGUGUCCCCUUUCCUGAGAAGGGCUUGUGGGGUGUCGAUUCUGAUUUUUCCACCAUUUUUGGACCCAAUCAUAUAUGGACUGAAAGUCACAGAACUAAAGCGGAGCAUGUUAAUGUUCAAAAAAAGAAAAGUGGGUUCAGCUAAGUAG
Stegastes partitus (bicolor damselfish) is the source of this 939-nucleotide messenger RNA. RefSeq names its product olfactory receptor 52B2-like. Gene Ontology annotation, cellular component: membrane. The transcript has a single exon. Gene Ontology annotation, biological process: G protein-coupled receptor signaling pathway; detection of chemical stimulus involved in sensory perception of smell. Lineage: Eukaryota; Metazoa; Chordata; Actinopteri; Pomacentridae. Bases 1 to 939 code for a protein of 312 amino acids. Gene Ontology annotation, molecular function: G protein-coupled receptor activity; odorant binding; olfactory receptor activity. The record is from RefSeq and is a predicted model, not a curated record.